Molecule: messenger RNA, 990 nt
Organism: Moneuplotes crassus
Lineage: Eukaryota; Ciliophora; Spirotrichea; Euplotida; Euplotidae
Source: the annotation of a GenBank genome assembly
UUUUAAAAUGGACUAUUUGCCAUCAGAACACUCAGUUGUCAUCAAUCCUAUCACAGGAAAUACUAUGCUUGGUUCAAAUAUUGAAAGAGAGAUUUCUCCAAACAAGCCUCAGCCUGAUGAGCUAGCCUAUAUUAACAGAAUGAGAUUACAUGUGAAGGAGCAUCCUAGCCUGAGAGGUUCCUUAACGCUUGCUGGUAAAACUAACUAUGCUAGCUUAAAUGGGUAUAAAAACCAUUCAAAAAUCCUAAAUUCUUCAAUAAGAGGAAAGGAAUUGAGGCAGAGUGCUUUCCUCUCCAACUCCAUUGACAUGGGAGCCAAAAAUAAUGCGACUGCUAAAGGUAGCAUUAGGAAUAAGUCAGUUGACUUUACUAGUAAUAGAAGAGCUAAUAUGCACAGCUCAAAAAUGAGCGGUUUACAUAACCUAGACUACUCUAUGGAUAACAUUAACGACAGGAGCAUGUACCCAUAUCUCCAAUCACAGGAGAAAAUAGAUGAUAAUAAGAUGAGGCCUCUUAAGAAGUCAGAUAUAGAGGGUGCCUCUCCAAACCACUUCAAGCAUAAACCAAAGAAAUAUUUCGUUGACAGCCAGCAGAUCAAGACAAUUUUCAACCAAAGACCUGGAAAAUACCAUGGGUACCUUAGAGAUGUUAACUCUGGAGGAACAUAUAUCGUUGACAGGCCUGAAAAGAUCUUUAAAUGGUCUUUAAACAGCAAGAAAGAUAUAAAUAACAGAUUCAACCUGAAAGACAAGGAAAGACAUGAAGAACUUAAGUACACCAAUAGCCUAACUGAGGGAAUGAAGAAUAUCAGAUCCCAAAAACUCUCUGAAGGAGUAAGUCAGGAUAAGUAUGUGCAGAAUCAUUUAACUGAUUACACCAGUGUGCAGGAUUACAAAAACUACACUCCACAGGCUAGCAUUGCCAACAUCGACACUAUCGGACAAAACAGUCCGUAUUCAAGAAUGCACCGUGCCAAGAAUCAUUUAUAAAG